AUGUCUCAUUCACGUUCAUUUGAGUCUGAAUCAGUGACUCAUUCGCAAACCCAGGGUGCCUCAUUACAUUCUUCUGGUUCCAGCGCUAAUACCGCCAGCUCUUCUAAAUUAUUCACACUUCUCAAAGGCCAAUUUGCUCAUCGACAGCUGAUCUUCCGGGCAGAAGUAGUCCAACAACCUGAGCGAUGUCGUAUGUCGGGCUUUGGAGAAAAAGACCGCCGCCCAAUAGCGCUCUUGUGUGUCUGGGGUGUACCUCUUACUUGGAGGGGAUUGCGUCCGAUACACACUCAAGUAUAUCAGUCUAUAGCAAAGCUUCUGAUCAUCAGGUCUUCUUUCCUAACAGAUCCACCACCGGUCGUUAAAUUGAGUGUAGUGGAUUCACGCGGUGGGAUUGUGGCGCCUGAAACGAUCGAUGCAGAUACACUAUUUUGCCAUGUGUCACUCCACAGUGCCGAUCGGCGGGAGCCGCGUGGUUUAGUUUACAAUCCAUCGUCUUCUAUAGUUGACCAAUUGUCAUCUCCCGUUCUGAAUGUGUCUGAUUCGGAGUUGGAAUCGUAUCCCGUACGCAAUUUGCUUGGGUCGUUGACCACUCAGGCGCGCCUUUUGCGCAACGAGUUUGGACAGCCUGGUGUUUAUUUCAUAUUUUCGGAUCUCGCAGUUCGCACCGAAGGCAGCUGGACAUGUCGUUUCUCAAUAGUAGACCUCAAUUCACCAGAUGACAAUCUUGAUGGAGAUAUGCCGGAAUUAGUAUCCACUUUCAGUGAGCCUUUUCACGUCUCUCCCGCUAAAACAUUCAGGGGAAUGUUGGACUCUACUCCCCUCACAAAGGCAUUUUCGAAUCAAGGAGUGAAGCUCAUUCUUCGCAACGUCGGUUGUUCCAAUAGCGAUGAGGCACCAUCUUCUUAA
This is a messenger RNA of Melampsora larici-populina 98AG31, 906 nucleotides long. RefSeq lists its product as uncharacterized. Lineage: Eukaryota; Fungi; Basidiomycota; Pucciniomycetes; Pucciniales; Melampsoraceae. The transcript has 8 exons. The record is from RefSeq and is a predicted model, not a curated record. Bases 1 to 906 code for a protein of 301 amino acids.